This is a messenger RNA of Stylophora pistillata, 4301 nucleotides long. RefSeq lists its product as uncharacterized. NCBI's taxonomy places the organism in Eukaryota, Metazoa, Cnidaria, Anthozoa, Scleractinia, Pocilloporidae. The record is from RefSeq and is a predicted model, not a curated record.
UCUUGUAUUUAGUUAAUAUGGGCCUUCAUGCCGCGAUAAUACGACUGAGCCAGCUCAUACACGUAGAAGAGCAGCAAUGUAAAUGGCGAGUAGCCUCUGUGACCUCCCCUUUGAAAAAUCCAGGCUACGCCCCUGUCACGGUAUUACUAACUUUCGAAAGCAGACACCCUUUAGGAAGCUUCAGCUCAAGGAUUAACAGCUGAAAUCUUCCUCGCAAUAACAAUGUCAUUGCAUCUAAGUUCGUUGAAACUGAACAAGAAAACCCAUACACACAUUUUUAUUCGAACUGAUGAAUAUCUUUCCAGAGAUGAGUUUCGCGUGAUCUAACAUCAGAAACAGCGCCGUCUCGUCGAAAUUUAUUGUCAUGAAUAUGAUUAGGCUUUGAAGGUCAAAUUCUCAGAAAAGCGUAUUGACAUUUCAUCAGCUAGUUGGUAAAUAUUGCCUUCUCAAUAUUUUGAGACUGAACAGACCGGCUUACAAUCGGGAUAGUAGGGCACUCAAUGCACGGCCAGAGUGAUGCAAUUCAGUAGAUUUGACGGGGGUUUCAUAAUGACUUAAUCAGUUUGCUCAUUCAAUUAGCCACUCUGACUAUUACAGUAUAUUAGUUGUUUCGUAAAGCACUGAGUUAGUAAGUAGUAUUUUCCUUCCGGGAGACCGUUCUUUACAGAGGUUUAAUUUAAUUUAUCGCAAAUGCUGUAGACCACGCAUAACUUAAACUCACUUAACACGAGACUCUUUCUUCCAACACUUGCAACGCAGUACCCUGCCAUGCAAGAUUUCCAAAGAUUGUAUCUUGCCCAGAAAACCCCUUGAUUUGCAAGGGAAAAGGAAAUGCAACUCUGUUCUGGAAGUUUGAGGUGCGGCCCACAGAGACAUGGAACAAUUCUAUCAAUGAGGUGGUUUUCGGUGUCCGGCAGGAAGUAUCCUGGAUUCCUCCAAAAAAAAAAAACUUCUCCUCAUCAACAGCACCGGUGGAGAACUAAUAAGAGAAACUACGAGAAAAAGAUAAGCUGUAACUUUGACAUGUCUCUCUUGCAAGUGGCAUUUACUUUACAUCAUUUGGAUAACGACGAUGAAAAUGACUAUGGCGUUCAAGUCCGGAGUUCAAGUCCGGAGUUUGGCCUGAGUCGAGCCCCCUUAACGGAUAAUGUCAAGCUUCGUCUUGAAGAUCCACCAAAAAUCAACACUCCUCAACAAAGAAACAUCUCCGUUAGGGAUGGUGAUCCACUGGUGAUUAAAUGUCUUGCAAGUGGAUUUCCGACACCAAACAUAACGUGGAAAAAACAUGGGAAAACUAUUGGAAACCAAGCUCUUUAUUUCAUUUCUAUAAAGACAUUUGACAGCGGAGUUUACCUGUGUGAAGCUCAUAACCAAGCAGGCAAAGACAGCACGGAAAUCACUGUCAGAGUUGAGGAUUCUGACAAUCUUGAGUUCCCAACAACGCAGAGAGUUCGUGAUUCGCCACCAGGAACAUCAAAAGUUACUAGUCCUGUCUGGAUAAUCUGCUUAGUGGCCAUUUCUGGAUUGCUUAUAAUACUUAUUCUAUUAACACUCUCAGAAAUAAUGUGUCGCUCUCGCAGACGUCGCAAGAAGAAGGUACCUUAUAAGAAGCAAACUGACUUUAAAGGAUCUCAUGAAUCUUUUCCUCCUAUUACUGAACUGUAGCCUGCAGUGUUAGGCAUUCACAAACAUUAAGUUAAACAGACAUUCGUCUGAUAUAGGUUGUAUCUGACCAUGUAUUUGACCGGCAAAAACUCGCUAUACUUUUAAAGUUAAAAUUCAGUCAUAGAAGUAUAAGAAGCUUGAUUUGGCAGAGUGUGAUGAUCUGCUGCUAAUGCACACCAAAUAUAUCAAAACGUCGAGCUUCUUUUAUUUUAAACUUCGAAGAUACCGCACUUGGAGUUAUCUUGCAGUUUCCAAACUCUUACUGCACCAGCCAUUCUCUCACAGAAGAAGGAGGGGUGAAAAAGAAAAUUAUAGAAUUAACUCCGAAAGUGGAAACCGAUGUUUUAAGGAAUUACGUCGACAUAGUUCAACUUUCAGUUUGAUCGAUCCACAUCGGAUUUAAGGAAGACCGAAGCUCAUCGAGCGAGGAAGGAGGCGCUGAGUCGAUCGAUGCAAAUAUCACGAACGUGUCCACAUGUACGCGAUUGGCAAUUUUGAAGUGUAAUCGUCGCAGAUUAGAGAGCUAUUUUGCAGCGAAAAACCCCUAACUAGCCGAGUUAAGUUACCUUUCACUUUUUACUUCUCCGAGAAAGCGAAAAAAGAUUUGUUGGAUAGUUUCCCACCUCUUCAAUUCCGUACACCAGCCAUUCUCAAGAUUUCUGAGAACGAAGGGAAAGAAAGUGACUUUAAUAAACCCUGUCUCGUCAAACGGAAUUUCAAGUUAUUUUACUUUAGAAGUAAAUAAUUACUCAAACUUGCAUCUAACUGAUUUCGUAUUCGAUUUUUGUUUUAACUUCAGAACUCAAGGAAUAAGUCUUGGGACGCCUUAUAUUAUUAGAUAUAGACAUUUUGAAUAUGAUCCCAUGUUGUGAGCUCCUAGAGGACACAAAGUGACUCAUCCUCGGAAUUUCAAGGUUAACACUUUUCACACACGAAUAGAAAGACUUCCCUUUUUUCCCAGAACCCAAUAAGCCAUAGCUUUGUCGCAAGUGCAACCUCACGCCAUGCUAAAAGAUUGGGAUGUUUAUCGAAGAUACUAAGAAAUUCCUUCAAAGUCGGGCACCUAUUUUUUCUCCCUUCUAGAUCGUCCAUUAGUAUCAUAUAUAUGCUAUCAUAACGUUGACCCCAUUUUGUGAGCUCAUAGAGGAUAGAGGACAUAAAGCUCAUUCUCGGAACUUCAUGCACUAAUAAAAACACUUCCCAUUUUUCAAAGAACCCAAUGAUUGUGUGACAGGGUCUUAACAGUAUUAGUCAAAAUGGGUCAUGCGUAAUGUGAUGCGGCGCUGUGCAGUGCUCCUUUCUGUACAGUCACUCUCAACUCGACCGGCCGAAAUGAAGUUCCCCUUAUACAGUUUGGUUUGUUUUUUAACUCUGAUUCAAGCCAGAGUGGCAUCCACUGGGAAUGCUUGUCCUAAUUCUACGGAUCCAAUUAUUCACAAUUCUGGAGAGGACGCCAGAUUAUUUUACAAAAGAUCAAAUCAUGAGAGUGAAAAAGAGUUUUCUGGCUAUCGGGCAUUUGUAAAUUCGUCUUUAUUUGCCUACCUAACGAAAAAUGAAUCAGAAGGCACUUGUUCUGGAUCAUUAAGGGAGGUUUGUUUGAAAGGGAAGACAGAAUUCAAGAAGUGGAAUCAAAGACUUUUGAUAAUAAAGAUUUUCGAUGUCACUGUAAACGAUAGUGGACUGUACGCAGUAUGGACCUCCUUCUCUGGUAUUACCCCACACGAUGACAAAACAGAGAAAUGUUUACAAGUAAUACAUCUGAAAAUAAAAGAAACCAACUCAAGUCCAACUCCUCACUCAAUGUCACAUUCGACUCUGGUCUACAGCAGCAGUACAACUAGCUCUGGUGCCAGCAAUUCACUCAGGGCCUUACAAACAUGUAACAAUCUUGUGUGGAUGAUAUCAACCAUUACUGCAACUGUCAUGAUGAGUGUGAAUCCUAGCACUGGGUUUUUCCAUUUAUAACGUCCGGAAAGAUUUUGAGAAGUAGAAGUAGUUCUGAAACAACAAGGAGAAUUUGCAGUAUGAACUCAGUUUUUUUUUAGUAGAGACCUCUGUAGUUAAAAUUAUCUAAUUGUUAUUUAGUUUAAAGACUUUCGCAAAAAAUAUUAUUUUGACAAGACAAACCCUUUUCUAUGUAUUGUAUAUUUGCUGAUACAUUUUGCUAGCCUCAACUGAAGAAGUAUUUCUCAUACAGCUAACAGCCAAGUGCUCUUAUAAAUAGAAACCAAUUGGAAUAAAUUUGAGUCCCACAAAGUGGCCGAUUUAUUGUUUAAACGAGGAAGGAAGGUCGAACUUGCUGAUUGUAUCAGGUCUUAAGACAAAUGGGAUGAAUUCGAGAAACAUGCCACGCCUUAAACUGAGAGCUCAAGACUAAGUCAUUCUCCAACCAAAACAUGUGACAAUUACUCAAAGAACCCUCUAUUGUUAUGAAAUUGGAGUCACCAGAUAGUCUUGUGAGUGUCUGGAAAUUAUUGUCCAAUCAGUGUUGGGUGAUAGACCCUUUCCUCGUUUAGUUUGACUCUUCAGUAUUCCCAGCCCUUCCUCAUAAUCUUUAUAGGUUUGUAAAAAACAAAAAGAAAGAUUCAAUUUGAUUUAAGAGAUUGAAGCCGACACUUUACCUUGUUUGAAAUGAA